CUCUCCCUGUAACCUCCUGGGUGUUUAUUAACUCCAGCUCAGGAAGACAUUCAGCAGGGGAAAGAAUGAAGUCUUUUGUAUUGGGGGCAGCUUUUUGAAUUCAGCUUCCUCCCCCCCAUACCUUUUCACUAAGGCAGAGGCUUCUCUCUCCGCCAGAAAAUCCAUUGCUACCUUAUCGUAGCAGGCUUCCUUAGGCAAGACUCCAUCAUGUAGGUAUGUCUUACCCAGCAGUCACUGCUCGUUUUGGCCCUAGGCAAGCUGAAGAGCAGACUUCUCCCCAGGAGAGAGAAUGUGUGAAGAGAUGCAGAAAUUUUGAAGAACUGCAUCUUGAAGGUCAGAUGGGCUUAGUCAGAGUUGCUUUCAGAUAGCUUUCCCUACUUGAUAUCUGAAAAUGCAGAGCAGCAUCUCUUAGUGCCUGCCAAGAGAACCUCCUUUACAUCAAAACAUUAGUUUAUCUAAAGACACUGUUGAGCAAAACACCAAUCUCUGGCAAUGUUUUUAGUUCCUAAAAUUCUCUGGAAGCUGAAGAUCCUCAUAAGCUUCCUACAAAACCAGUUGGCUCUCUGCUUUUGCCAGGUAAAUGUUCACUUGCUGAUAGUGAGCUGAGGAUCUUCAGAGGUUGUAAUGUGGUAGAGAGCAUUGUGGUAAUUGGUUUAUAGCAGUCAUCUUCUCUGAGUGAGAAAACUCACAACUUUUUUGCCAGUGUGCUUAGAAGUCUCAGGCCCCAAAUACUGGAAAAUCCUGUCUUUAGUUCAAUGACCUAAGGUAGAAAAGCUAGGAAAGACCUUGUAUUACGUUGGAGCUUUCCACUGCAGCCAGAGCCAGCUGGAAUAAUAAUCAUAUGCAGUGCCAUGCAGCCUCACAAGUCCUUUCCACUCUUGUUUUAUCUUUACCAUCAAAUGUUAAAUUUCAGGUGGGGGAAGCUAAAUGUAAGAGUAGCAAAUGAACUAAACUCUUUUUCCCCCACGUUCCCCCCUCUCCAAAUUUCCCCAUCAAGUGCCACUCUGCAAAAGAGCAACGCAGGGCAAAGGCAGAGAACAUACAGCUCCUCCCUACGUUUCCUGCAAUGAUUUGACCUGGGCUGAUCCAAAUAUUUUGUUUUAGUAAAAAAAAAAAAAGUGCUGAUCCACAAGCACUUGUUGCUCUAUUUUAGAGCUGUGCUAGCAUCCAUGGCUGAGAGCAUUGCAUUCUCCACUUUCCCCAGAACAGUGCAAGAAAUCCUGGGAAUGCCACUGGGAGAUAGGGAGGAGGGGGGGAUUGGAUAAUCAAUACACACACACACACACACACACAUUUUGAUAUCUACAGCCAUCAAUGGAAUCUUUAAAGAAAACAUCUCUAGGUCAAUUUGGAAAACAAAUGACUGGGUUAAGAAUUUAAGCUCCCUUCACCUGUAUGUGAUCAUCAUGAUCAGGACCAGACUCAUACAAGCUGCCAUUGGCAUAAACACAAAUCAGAAGAGCAGCUGCACACUAUGGAGUUAUUAUAUCUUGCAGUUAGCCAUCAGAAUAUGCCUCUGCUUUAUUAUCACUGCCAAAAAUAUCUGUUAAGGGAGUUAAAUAUUAUCUCUGUUAGGAUCAAAGUUUAAAGUACAUUCCCCAGGCUUUGAUGUUCAACAAAAAUAUUUUUAAGUCUUCGGAUGAAAACAAUAAUAGUAAAAAAAAGAUUAACCGUUUUAAUAUGUUAUCUUAUCCUAGCAACAUUAUUCCCUCCUUAAAAACAACAACUGUCCAUAUGGAAGAGUUUGUGUAACCAGAAAGCAGGCAAAUUAUGUGAAAGUGGUUGACAUAACCAAAACAUAUGAAUGCACACCUUAAAACAAAAUUUAAAUAUUUGCAAAUCCUGUACUUGAUACUUACUUAUGCUGUGGACAGUUUUUUUAUGCUGUGGACAGAAUUUUAUUCUACAGCUUCAAGUAGAUAUCAUUAGGUUGUGCAAACAAGAUCUUGCCUAAAGAUAUAUUAAAAUUGCUGGAUAUUUGGCUCAAAGUCUUAUUCUAGGCAGGUCUCUUCUAGGCAGGGAGGUUCAAAAAACAAUUUUAUUUUUCCCCUUAUAAUUUUGUUCACUUUUACAGAAAAAAACAUGUCUUCUUUGUGAAGAGAUAAGUAAUUAAAACUUUCUCCUGUCAUGAAACAAGGCCUGUUCAAGGAGCUGUGAGCAUUCAAGUACCCAAAUGGAAAGAAGGAGAUGAUCCAACAAAAGGACGUUUUGCAUUAACAUCAAGGGAAAAACAUGUUUGGUGGACUUAAAUUGGACCACAUCUAGUAGACGGUUUCUUGACUGUGGGAAAAGGAAGAAAGACAGAAAUAGUUCUGAGCAGGGAAGAUAGGACAGGAGGAGAAAAAGGACCCAAAAGCAGAAGCAGAAGUGCACACAUUGCAACUUGCAGUGAAGAACAACGAUGUUAAAUAUGCUUCCUGUUCCUGUAUUAGUGCUCAGCAACUUGGAACUGCCUGUUUGCCUCAGUUCUUUCUACCCAUACCUACCAACACGGACUGAUUGUGGAGCAGUCUAUGAAUGUGUGAUGGGCAGCAGAAACGCAUGAGGUAGAUGGGUAGAGUCAAAAAAGGAGAAUUCACAUCUGGAGAGUCCGGUUGAGACAUCAAACGCUCAUUUGCUUUUAUUUUCAUCUUAAAAGAAACUUCUUCAGAUAAUUUUUCAAUUGUUUUCUUAAUUGGAUUUUUGAUUCUGCCACUGAUCACCUGGGAAAUAAUGAGGUGGUUUCAUCGUGACCUGAGUGGCAUAGAUGCUGAGGCCUUACUCAAAGCACGAGGGAUUCAUGGCAGCUUUCUGGCUCGGCCCAGCCGGAAGAACAAGGGGGACUUUUCCCUUUCGGUCAGGGUUGGUGAUGAAGUAACUCACAUCCGUAUCCAGAAUACUGGAGAUUAUUAUGAUCUCUAUGGAGGAGAGAAAUUUGCUACUCUAUCAGAGUUGGUGGAAUAUUAUACACAGCAGCAGGGAUCCCUGCAGGAUAAAGAUGGAACCAUCAUAGACUUGAGGUAUCCACUCAACUGCUCUGAUCCCACAACAGAAAGGAAAGAGUCCUGGUCCAGUAUGCUUUCCCUGGUCCUCCUUGUGGACUUCUGUGUGGCAGGACUUUCUCUCAGGGCCUGCUUUUUGUCUGUGUCAGGAGGACCCAGGAAAAUCAAGAUAUUCACUCAAGUGGAAAGAUCUCCACAGAUCCUGAGUAUUUCUGAAUGGAGGUGGUACCAUGGACAUCUUUCUGGCCCAGCAGCUGAGGCUUUACUCCAAGCCAAGACUGCACCGUGGACCUUCUUAGUGCGUGAGAGCCUUAGCAAGCCUGGUGAUUUUGUGCUGUCUGUCCUAACUGACCAGCCUAAACCUAGGACUGAUGCUACUGGAGCCCACAGCCAAGAACGACUCAAAGUUACCCAUAUCAAGAUUAUGUGUGAGAAAGGGCAGUACACAAUUGGGGGUACAGCAAGAUUCGUCAGUUUGGCUGACUUAGUGGAACAUUUUAAGAAGACAGGAAUUGAGGAGGCAUCUGGAUAUUAUGUGUAUUUAAGACAGCCUUUCAAUGCCACUCGAGUGAAUGCAGCUGACAUUGAAAACAGAGUGGAAAUGCUCAAAAGGAGGAGUCAAGCAGAAGAGGCAAACAAAGGUGGUUUCUGGGAGGAAUUUGACAGCCUGCAGAAACAAGAAACAAAGAACUUAUAUGAUCGACACGAGGGUCAAAGACCAGAAAAUAAGAGCAAGAACCGUUAUAAGAAUAUCUUGCCCUUUGACCACUCCAGAGUUAUUCUUCAAGACAGAGAUGUGAAUAUUCCUGGGUCGGAUUAUAUCAAUGCCAACUACAUCAAGAAUGAGCUGUUCGGUCCGGAGGAAUGCAGUAAAACCUACAUUGCCAGCCAAGGUUGCCUGGAGGCCACCAUUAAUGAUUUCUGGCAGAUGGUAUGGCAAGAAAAUUCACGCAUUAUUGUGAUGACCACUCGGGAGGUGGAGAAAGGACGGAAUAAAUGUGUUCCCUACUGGCCAGAAGUAGGAAGCAGCAAAGAGUACGGGCCAUAUAUUGUGGAAAAUAUUGGAGAUCGUGAGGCAAUAGACUAUAAACUCCGACAACUUCGGCUUUCACCAAUCAAUAAUGGUGAGGCCGUGAGAGACAUCUGGCAUUACCAAUACUUGAGCUGGCCAGACCACGGAGUGCCCAGUGAGCCUGGAGGGGUUCUUAAUUUCCUUGAUGAACUCAAUCGGAUGCAGGAAAGUGCCCCGGGAGCUGGACCCAUCAUAGUGCACUGCAGUGCUGGGAUUGGUCGCACUGGGACCAUCAUUGUCAUUGAUAUGACUGUGGAUAUGAUUUCCACCAAAGGACUGGACUGUGACAUAGAUAUUCCAAAGGCCAUUCAAAUGGUCCGGUCGCAGCGCUCAGGAAUGGUGCAGACUGAAGCUCAGUACAAGUUCAUCUAUAUGGCCAUUUGCCAAUUUAUAGAGGUCACCAAAAAGAAGCGGGACAUAUUGCAGUCUCCGAAAGGAAGACUAAAUGAAUCAGAAUAUGGGAAUAUCACCUACCCACUUGCCCAGAAGAUCUCACACCCAAAGAUUUCUAGAAAAUCAUCCAGGCAAAAGGAGGAACCAACCCUCUAUGAGAAUUUAGACAACAUGAAAGGGAAAAAGGAAGAGAAGGGUCAUAAACCAUGGCCUUCUGGGAAAGAAAAGAAACCUAAAGGCUCUUUGAAGAAAAAAUAACCAUCAUUGGCUCCAUUCGCAGUGAUCAUUUGUCCUUGCUAAUAACAAUUUUGUCUAGAGGUUUACAGAAUUGUAGAUGGCUGUCCAAACACAUUUUGGUCAUUGCAUGGAAUUUCAUUUCUCCUUUCAUCACUUUAUUCUCUCUUGUCCUUUGGUCCCUUACAUAUAUUAUUUUAAAUUAUCGUAAGCCUCUUAGAUGUUUAUUUCAUUUGCAUGUAGAAUCUUGCACCCACUGUGAUUGUGCAGGCUGUGGUUCUCAGCCACCAAUUUAUUGCCUUGAUUCCUUCAUUACCUCCUAAACUUCCCCAUCUUUCAGCACAACUACGAGCUAGAUUUCUACUGUUUUUGAGUCUGUGCAAAGUAUCUCAUUCCACCUGCUUGUGUUCCCUAGACCUUUCCUAAGAGGGCCUAGCCCUUCCCAUUUUUUUAGAAUGUACCCCUUACUAGGUGGUACGAAGCUUAGUAUGGAUCUGGAUCUGGCAAACCAUGUACUUUCGCUUUGGGCCAUUCCACUUAUUGGACCCAGAAGCUGAAUACAGUGCUUUUCAAUAAGCAUUGCUUCUAUAGCUUAAGCUUUCUAAUCUAGUUUCUUCCUAGUGUUUGUUUGAAACUUCAUCAGAUCAAAGCUGACCAUGUUCCAUUUACAACUGGGAACCACAAGCUAUCUGUUUAUUCACCAACCAUUUGGCAAUUGCACUCUGUAAAUAAUAGAUUGGGUUGCUUUACUCUGUAAAUAAACCAGAUAUUUGUUUGGUA
Messenger RNA from Thamnophis elegans (Western terrestrial garter snake), 5460 nucleotides. It is a transcript of the gene PTPN6, whose product is annotated as protein tyrosine phosphatase non-receptor type 6. The record is from RefSeq and is a predicted model, not a curated record. Bases 2713 to 4704 code for a protein of 663 amino acids. The transcript is spliced from 18 exons. Lineage: Eukaryota; Metazoa; Chordata; Lepidosauria; Squamata; Natricidae. Gene Ontology annotation, molecular function: protein tyrosine phosphatase activity. Gene Ontology annotation, biological process: protein dephosphorylation.